ACUAGGUAGUAAUCUAUAAUCUGUGUCGAUACACUACUCUCUUCAGUCGACUGUGUAAUGCUAAAGAAUAGUAAUGAAAUUAAUUAAAAUAUCGCAGCAUUGUGCAAAAUAUUGUUCCUUUUUUGUAUAUAGUGCAUUCUAAAUGUGAACACAAUUGACUAUUAUCCUGUAUCACACAGGAGAAAAAAUUGUGAGAUCUCACAACUUGUAUCAAAAUGGACGGUAUAGUUGUAUUGGAUCUUAAGUGGCUUUGUGGGUAGAAGUGAAAUAAGUGUUAUAAGUUUGACUAUUUCCAAAUUUCCGUGUUGGAGACGGACUGAAGCGAUUGCCAGGAUGGCGGUAAGUAAGGAAGUAUUUUCGCUUUACGACAGCUCUCCCGAACCUUUGUUCGACAUCUGUAUGGAAUAUAUUGUCAAUAAUUUAAACACUAUUACGACACAAGAUUCGUCGAGUCGCUGGAGGAAAUUGAAGGACGAUGUGAUACUCCCUGCUGAGAUAUGCGAACGAUUUCUUGAGGCCUACCAGCGAGAAAGUCGUGUAAAUGACAACAUCGCCAAUUUAUUUCGCGAUAAAGUGCGCGCCCGCCUGGACACAGUGAAACUGCGUAGCUCGCGCAUAACAGAUGAAGGAUUACGGUUUCUCAUGGAGCACAAACCUCGCGUGGUGGAGCUGGUGCAGUGCGAGUAUCUGUCGCAGGCUUCACUAGAAGCUAUUAACCAUCAUAGUCAGAAUUUAAUAUCUCUAAAAUUAGGACCAGUGACAUAUGUCAUCUCUCAGGAUGAGAGUUUAUACAGACACAGGGGGUACAUUAUUGACGCGCCUAAACUUCGACGCCUCACAAUCCACCGCAGGGGACUGGCCAUAUUCCCACUGUUGUUGCUGCAACCUUUGACACACUUAACACAUCUGGAUCUUUCUGAGUGCUCAUCUGCAGGUACAAUUUGGGCCCUGAAUGAAUUAAAGAACUUGAGAUCCCUGGUAUUGCACAGUGUACACUGGUCAAAAGAUAUAAUUGAUUGGAUAGCUGGUUUGCAUUCACUGAGGCACCUGGAUAUUUCUCAAUCAAAUGAUAGACAUGGAAAAUAUUUGAAUCCUAAUGAGGUAUUGACAAAGCUUAUAAAAAACUUGCCAGAGUUGGAAUCUUUAGAUAUUUCUGGCACAAAUCUGGCUGGAACUGGAGCAGCCGUGUCUAAAGCCAAUGAGGAAGGAUCAUCUGCAAACACCGAGCCACCCGUGCGCUGUGACAUCCCAGGCCUAGUGAGCCGAGUUGACAGGCCCCUUGAAUUUCUCGGGCUGUAUGGUACACAUCAUGGUGCAUGCAAGAGACAUGACAUCCCUGCCAAAGUGAUCUCUGGUGAUGCCAACGAGCAACAGAUCUUAACUGCAGCAGUAGCAUACAUGGAAAGGCCUGUCAUGUUGACUAGAGUCCUCAAUGAUCUUUAUUACUUGUUCCGAUAUGAAAAUAAUUCAUAUGUUGGCCGAGCACUGUCAGUUGUCUUAGAUGCGAUGGAUCAACAUGUGUCAGAAAAACAUAUACAAAUAUCUGGAAGCGCAACAUUAUUCUACAUAGUGAAAGGAAAGGAGAAAGAUCGCAUCGGCAUGAAACUAAAAAGGCGUAUCAUCACAGCGCUGCUGGAUGGUAUGGCGGCCCACCUUGGAGACGACACCAUGAUGCGCAACGGUUGCCUUACUCUCUGCCAGUUCAAAAUACCAACAGACGUGUUGUUUGAGUAUGAAAGAGUGGUGAAGAUCCUGUUGUGUGGAGUGUCUGAUGUGAACCAAGAGGGAUUCGUGCAGCGAAUCGCGAUAUACUUGCUUAACUCGCUCGCUUGCCAAGUCGAUGGGAAACAGAAACGUUUUCUGGGCAACGAGGGCGCCAUCUUGAAGAUGCUGAACCUUAUAUCGGACCGUUUGUCGCGCCGUGUGUGUGAUGAUGUGCUAGAGGUCGCCUGGUCCACGAUGUGGAACGUCACCGAUGAGACGCCGCAAAAUUGCCAAAGAUUCUUGGAAAACAGCGGCAUGGAGUAUUUCUUGGCAUGUCUUAAGAGUUUCCCUGACAAGGAGGAGUUGUUGCGCAAUAUGAUGGGUCUACUGGGGAAUGUGGCCGAGGUGACCAAGUUGAGACCCAAGCUCAUGAACAAGCUGUUCCUCUCUGUGUUCUACGAUCUGCUUGAUUCCUCCAGCGAUGGUAUUGAGGUGAGCUACAACGCAGCGGGCGUGCUGGCACACAUGGCGUCGGACGGGCCCGAGGCGUGGACAGUGGAGGAGCUGCCGCGCGACAUGGUGCUGAUGCGCGUGGCCGCCGCCGUCGAGCGUUGGGACCUGCACGCCGAGCGCAACAUCAACUACCGCUCUUUUGAGCCCAUCCUCAACCUGCUCAAUGCGCACCACACGCCGCAAUGUCAGCACUGGGCUGUCUGGGCGCUCGCCAAUCUCACCACCGUCUACCCUGAGAAAUACUGCAGCUUGGUGGAGGCAGAGGGAGGCCUUAAAUUGCUGUACGAGUUGCUGAAUCACCCCAACCCGUACGAGAUGAUCAAGAAACUUGCAUGCAUCGUGAUUAACAACUGCGCCAAAUUCGCCGCCAACGAGGCAACCACCCCGCCAAUACCCUCGUCUCCGGACAAUUAACUAAUGGAGUACUUUGAGGAUAUCAAUCCUCAAUUGCGCGAAUAAGCUUCGACAUCGCUGAUGUGACAAGGACCCUGCGGCACGCCCUUGUUGCGCCGCUGACGGUCCGCGCCGGCGCUUCACGUGUCUGCGAUGUCCCGAGCUGCUGCCGUCGCCACGCCACAACACAGUGCGACAUUGUUUGUUCGUAUCAGUGCUCGGUGCUAUUUUGACGCAACCUGACUAUUGGUGAUAGUGUAGAUAUUCAACACUUUCAAGGAUUUAGAUAGGUUCCCACUGUGUUAGUACAAUAAGGAUACCGUGCGCGCUGCGUGCCACGAGCCACGCCGUGUGCUGCGGAUGCUGUGUGUGACGAUUUAAUCACAAACCGAGUAAAUUCUUUACCGAGUCGAAAUUUGAUCGAGCUUAAAAUUUUCCGCAGUGUCCACGUAGCGUUAUUAUUAAAUAUUUACCCCUAGUAACCAAUGAGUACAGACAACUUUUUGAAAAAUAUAUUACCCAGUAGACCCAUGUAGUGUGAUGUGUAGGAUAUUUUUCUAAUAUCACGGAUAAGAUGGUAAUUUUGAUGAAUCUUUAAUGUUAGCAUAUAUAAUAUUUGGACAUACCACAAUCUAACAUACUUGGACAUGCUAUUGUAAUUGAGCAUGAAUUUUACAUAGUUUUGCUUUGUGUCAAAUUACAAGUAACACAAUUAAUUUACUUGGUUCAGUUGGUUUUAAACAUUAUGCUGCAGAAUAGUUUAAUAGUUUAGUUGUUUUAAUACAUACGGGUGUGUACGUAUAAAAUUUCGGUGUACUGGGUUGGUGUACAAUUACUCGCCAGGGACAGACAGUCAACCAUUUAAUAUAAUGCAAUAGCAGUGUCGUGCGUGGCCCUGGGAGAUAUCUGUUACGCCUGUAUCAACUGUCAACCGCUCCACUUUAUGUUAUUAAGCAUAAUCAAAGUUUAUUUUGGACAUGGGCAUGGCACAUGUCCAGAAAAUGUUUCAAAGAAAUUGUAUUGUGUGUGCUACUCUAGUUUGCAACAUAGAGUGUCGCAUAGGUUUUCGUACCUUCAACAGAGUCAUUAGAGCUCAUUGGAGCAGUGACUAUUGGGUAUAUUUAUUUAUUUAUUUCGUUUACUUUGGUAGCUGUAAAAUAUUAUGAUUGCAAUGUGCUCCGGUGCUACGUGUAGCUUCUAAAGCUACAUACGAAGAUAUGCCAAUGGACAACAUUUCAAUGAAUUAUUGACAUGAGAGCACAGAGAGGCUUUUGUUCUUGUUGUUCAAAGCGGUCGAUAAAGUUUAAGCUGAUUUUUUUUUAUUGGCAGCUAUCAUUUUAAGGCUUUUGUUCUUGUUGUUCAAAGCGGUCGAUAAAGUUUAAGCUGAGUUUUUUUUUAUUGGCAGCUAUCAUUUUAAGGCUUUUGUUCUUGUUCAAAGCGGUCGAUAAAGUUUAAAAUGAGUUUUUUUUUAUUGGCAGCUAUCAUUUUAAGGCUUUUGUUCUUGUUGUUCAAAGCGGUCGAUAAAGUUUAAGCUGAGUUUUUUUUAUUGGCAGCUAUCAUUUUAAUAUUUCCGCCAAUAGUAUUUAAAAUGUCACGUUACUUUUGUAUUGAGCCACCAUUCCCUUUCUGCGUGUAUCAUGUGAUAGCUGUGCUCUCUACACUAUUAGCAUAGAAUAAUAAUGUUCCAUUAUAAAAGGUCUGUAGUAAUCGGUUACAAUGAUAUAAUCAAUCAGUAGUAUAUGCUUGUAAUUCAUAACAUUCAUAUUAUGAUUGGUGUUCCAUGUUUCUCCAAAUGUGUUUUCUGGUAGUUUUGACAUAAAUGUAUUCUAGCAGUAAACCAAUGGUUAAAACGUGUCAUUGUCUAAUUAUUUUGCUAUACUUCUACAUAUAAGAUGUCGUAAAAAAGAUCAUUAUAUUAAAAGAACAGUUUUACUCUGAUAGUUAACUCUAGAUGUUUAAUAUUAGUUCUUAAGACUUUGCAAACAAUCAUGUUCUGAAUUAUUGUACCUUGCCGGAAACUUGUUUAUUUCUUUUAUGAUGUAAUAUUAUGUUUAUCAAGGACAACCAUGAUAUUUUUGUUUCAAUUGACUAUAUGUAAAUUAGAACGCGCAUUAAAUACCACCAUAAACGACGACAAUCAAACACUAAGUAGUCGAAAUGCGUCUUACACAAACCAGUUGCUGGACCUGGCCGGUCGUGCAAAUUUAGACUUGUAUUAAGAUUGGCCCACAUCUGUUAAUUUAAAAAGAAAAUAUAUUUAUAGCUCAAUACUGUAAAUUGUUUUGCAUAUUUAAGUUGGAAUCUUCAUUAUCUGUUACGUUAUAUCAGCUUGUGAUGUGGCAACUUUGUUGUUUUUAUUUUAUAUUUUUUGUUUCCUAGACAUAUAAACAUUUUUUGAAAUUCUUACCUCUAUAAAUAUGUCAUUUGAGAAACUAUGUUAUAAAUAAAUAAAUUGACGU
Molecule: messenger RNA, 5069 nt
Organism: Manduca sexta (tobacco hornworm)
Lineage: Eukaryota; Metazoa; Arthropoda; Insecta; Lepidoptera; Sphingidae
Product: protein zer-1 homolog
Exons: 8
Coding region: 334-2631 (765 amino acids)
Cellular component (GO): Cul2-RING ubiquitin ligase complex
Molecular function (GO): protein binding
Source: RefSeq, a predicted model, not a curated record